Sclerotinia borealis F-4128 is the source of this 570-nucleotide messenger RNA. NCBI's taxonomy places the organism in Eukaryota, Fungi, Ascomycota, Leotiomycetes, Helotiales, Sclerotiniaceae. The record is from the annotation of a GenBank genome assembly.
AUGGCACCAACAACUCCAGAAUCUGAAGCUCAUCAAGCGCUCAUCGAUCAGCUUGAUGUUCACUCAAUACGAAGACCAUUUCGUAAUACACACUGGAGACCCAACCAACGUCGCAACAAGAAUAUUAAGACCAUUCUCGGUGACGCGGUUAGAAAGGAAGCAUCACUUAUACCGACGCAAGAUAACAGCGGCGCUGCAACACCUUUCUCUGAGGAUAAUACUACUUCAACUGAUGGUGAUUUGACACCUGCUUCUACAAGCGCUCCUACACUUCAACCGAACCUUGCACAGGCUUCGAAGAAUUUGUCGAAAUUGGUAUUGGAAAGGAACAUGAGGACAAAUGGCUUCUCCAAUGCGCCCAAUGCGACAUAUACAAAUAUCGAAUCGGCGCCAUCUCUGGCACAUCCAAAGCAUUAUUGUGAUAUUACAGGGCUGCCAGCACCAUAUACGGAUCCCAAGACGAGGCUACGAUAUCACAACAAGGAAGUGUUUGGGGUAGUUAGAUCUCUGGGUCAGGGAGUUGCAGAGCAGUAUUUGGAAGUACGAGGAGCGCACACUGUUUUAAAAUGA